AUGUCUCUCGAUUUCUUUGGCACAUCCUUCCACAGCUUCCCCACUUUACUUUGGUUCUUUGGGAAUCCGUUCUUUAUUGUAAAUGUACUCAAGGGAAGUUGUUUGACGGACGGUUUUGAAAUUCAGGGCACCUCAACAUUCAAAUGCGAGCCCAAACACUCCCGGAAAGCCGACGAUAAAAAAGCCUUCAAGUCCAAGCACUCCAGGAAAGCCGGCGGCCUUCGCGUCCAAGCCCAUCGGGAAAGCAGACUCCACAUCAACAACUGUGAGGAUCCUCGCUUCAGUUCAAAGACACUCACCCUGUCGAUUGUCAGAGCACCCCAGAAAGCCACACCCAUUCCUGACAAAGAGAACAAAUCCUUUUUCGCUCUUAUAAUCGGCAUCAAUCAAUAUGCAGAUGCCUUAUUUCCCGUCCUUCAUGGAGCCGUUGCAGAUGCCAUCGCGAUGCGCGACUUCCUGAAGGACAUUUUAAAAGUUCCAGAAUCCAACAUCCGUCUGCUGACUGACAGCAAGGCCAAGCGCGCCGAUAUCAUGAAGGGGUUCUCGGAUUUACAAAACGACCAACGCAUUAAAAAAGGCGAUCCCAUUUUGAUUUUCUUCGCCGGGCACGGCGGCGAGACUCCAGCCCCUGACGGGUGGCAGACCGGGGAUGUUGAAAAAAAGAUACAAAUGAUCAUUCCGAAGGAUUUCUGUUCAAACAAGACGGCCGGGCUAGUCUACGGCAUUCCAGAUAUUUCCAUCGGCGCCUUAAUAGACGGCAUUGAAGGCGAAAAAGGGGAUAAUAUUACUGUAAUUUUCGAUUCUUGCAAUUCUGGGUCUGGGACGCGCAAGAGUAAAACCGACGAAGGAACGGUCCGUGGCGCGUCGCUAGCAAAUCCACCUCCACCCGAUAUUGAUCAUGAUUUAUUGGGUACCCAUUUUGGAGCCAGGGGCUCGAGGACUGUGCCGGGUUUUGCUCGCAAAGGCUUGAGUAGUCACGUUUUGUUGGCGGCGUGUAACCAGAAGGAAGAAGCUCAGGAACGUCUCGGACGCGGGCGUUUCAGUAAAGCCCUAAUGCAUGCCCUGGUGGAUGUAGGGGUUGAUAAGCUUACCUAUGCGUCGCUCCUCGACAGGAUGGAUAAGAUACCCGGCCAAAACCCACAAUGCGAAGGUGUCAAUCGAAACCGUAUUCUAUUCAAUUCCAAAGCACCCUCUUCUGGCCGCAUAUGCUUUCGAAUCUCCAUGGAGGGAUCCAAAUACACGCUUCAGGCUGGCUCAGUGCAUGGCGUAACAACGGGUGCUGAGUUUACGGUCUACAAAGAUAACCCCUCAAUUAUAGACUCGACUCCCCUCGGAGUGCUCGUAGUUCACUCUUCCGAAGACGUCCUCCCAUUUUCCACUCACCUAAGCCCCAAGGUAUAUGGUGCAGUUAUUCGACUACCCCCGGUAGCAUAUGCCGCGCAGAGCAAAGCCGGAGAAGCGGAGCGUCUUGUUGUCGUGGUGCCCUUUGACAAGAGGCUCAAAUCUCUAUAUGAAGCUUUCGCGAAAGACCUGCAGAACGCUGAUCCCAGGCGGCGGGAGAUUCGAUUUGCUAAGCAUGGGGAUCCUGAUGCAAGGGGGGCAAAGCUUGCUCUGUCGAUUACCCCGGAUGGCGAAAUUGCCUUCGACAUCCUCGACGCGCGACUCACGGAGUACAACAUCAGACAGAUGCAUUACACCGUCAGGAACGACCCCAAGGAUAUCAUGCCCGUUCUCAACUCCGCAGCUCAUUUCUAUUGGUAUCUGGACCGCGAAAAGAAGGACGGAUUGGUGAACACCCCCAUUAAGUUUGAGUUCUUUGAACUUUCCUCCUCUGAAGAUAAAAUCGAGCCAAAAACCGACGAGAACCUGUACAAAAACGCUGCUGUCGAACUCGUUUCUUCACCGAAAAUUGCAUAUGGGUUCAAAGUGACAAAUAACAGCAAGCGCGAUCUCUACCUCAACGCAUUUUAUUUCGAUAACAGCGAUUUCAGUAUCUCAUCCGUCUACCAAUCGACGACGAGUGGCCAAUUUGAAGCGUACCCUACUCUUCCCAAGAAUGGUGGCUUUAUCCCUGUUGGCUAUGGCGACAGUGGAAUAAGGCCGUUCGCCUACUCCAUCGAGCAAGACGACGUUGAAAUCGACGUCGGCUUCCUUAUGCUCUUCAUCACCUCAACGAACGUCGAUCUUUCGAUGAUCCCCCAGGAAACGCCCUUUGUUCAGGGAAGGAAAAUGACACAGGUCGACGUCACUGAUAAAAAGGAGCCUGAGCUGGUAUAUGGCACCAUUCUCAUCCCGAUCAUCAUACGCCGUGAGUAG
This is a messenger RNA of Laccaria bicolor S238N-H82, 2316 nucleotides long. RefSeq names its product mycorrhiza-upregulated peptidase C14. Lineage: Eukaryota; Fungi; Basidiomycota; Agaricomycetes; Agaricales; Hydnangiaceae. The record is from RefSeq and is a predicted model, not a curated record. Gene Ontology annotation, biological process: proteolysis. The transcript has 12 exons. The coding region runs from base 1 to 2316 and encodes 771 amino acids. Gene Ontology annotation, molecular function: cysteine-type endopeptidase activity.